UAACGUUGGGGUGCUGUUUCUUUCUUCUGCAAACCAAAACCCCCCACAUACAUUUUCUUCCUUUUUUGUUCUCUUGUGUGUGCAUGUUCAGUUUUUCCUCUCCUUUUUUUCCAUGUUUUCAUCAAAGUCUUUAUUAUCCCUUGUCAGAAACUCUAUUUACUGUCUCUGCCACGCUCCCUUCAUGUGGCAUUUGCACUUAAAACCCAUGUCCCUCUCUCUCUUUGUUAUUUCUGCAUCAACAAUGACUGUUGUUGCCAUUACUACUACUACUACUACCUUGUUGGUUCUCACAUUUCUUGGGUCAUUUGCAUAGUUCAAUUAGCAAAAGUGAAUAGUGGUGAUGAUGAUGAUGAUGAUGAUGAACACUUCUUCAAGGGAACCUUCUUCUAUGCCUCUGCCUUCUCCUAAGGCGCCACUGGGGUGCCCUGAUUUGUAUGGGAAACGGCGUCAGACAGCAAAAAUUCAGAUGCUGGAAAGAGAGAUAAGUUUUCUUGAGGAAGAGUUAAAAUCUUCUGAAGGCCUUCAACCAGCUUCAAGAUGCUGCAAAGAGAUUGAUGAUUUUGUGAUUGCAAACUCAGAUCCUCUGUUACCUACGAGCAAGAAGAACCGUCGAUCAUGUCGCUUCUGGAAGUGGCUCUGUCGGAUGCGGUGCUUUAACUUGUCUUGUAUCUGCUGUUGGUGCUGUUGCUGUGAUGGAUGCUUUGCUCCUCUAAAAUUGCCAAGCUGCUCCUGCUGCUGCCAGUGCAAGCCAUGCAAUUGCAGCUGUAGCUGUCUUCCAUCUAUCAAUUGCUCCCUACCAAAGUGGCAUUGUUGCUCAGAUAAAAAAUCAAUCACAUUGCUGUGAAGAGAAAUGUGAUUGCAAAAUUGUUGAAUUAUGACAAGUCGCAAUUUUCAGUGGCAUUUUCCCUCUUGCUGCAUUUGCAAAGGCUCUUGCUCUUGGCCAAGCAGUCCAAAAGUUUGCCCAUGUUGCUGUUGUACAAAGUCCUGUUGUUGGAACCCUUGCAUAUCCUGUUGCUAGUAUAGUCUAAAGCUAUCUUACAUCUAUCUUAGAAAAAAGGGGGGGAAAUAGUCUAAAGCUAUUGUCUUAAAAAUUUGUAUUUAUGAUAGCUUAUGGCUAGAUUAUAAAGUUGGGAAUAUAAAGGUUUAUAAAUGUUCUGUUAAA
Lotus japonicus is the source of this 1162-nucleotide messenger RNA. RefSeq names its product guanine nucleotide-binding protein subunit gamma 3-like. The transcript is spliced from 5 exons. Bases 341 to 844 code for a protein of 167 amino acids. NCBI's taxonomy places the organism in Eukaryota, Viridiplantae, Streptophyta, Magnoliopsida, Fabales, Fabaceae. The record is from RefSeq and is a predicted model, not a curated record. Gene Ontology annotation, biological process: G protein-coupled receptor signaling pathway.